AUGGAGAGUCAUAAUAAGAAGUCAAAAAUAGCGACGACAACUGAUCAUAAUCAAUUUGAGCUACAUGAAACUACGUUUGGUGAUGAAUUUUUGAAUGAUCAACAACCAAUAUUAGGCAAAGACAUGGAAAUCAAUACUGAUUUACCGUACAGUUUCGACACAUCGCAUAUAAACUUAAAUGUAGAAGAUCAAAAAGAAGGAAUGGUUGCAACAGAACAUUCUACUAAAAUUAUAAAUCACCUUGAAACAAGAAAUAAUCGAGGCGUGGAAGUCAUUCCCAAUGACUUGAUUCUGAAACAAAUGAAUAAUAUCAACGACAUCACAGCGAAUCUUGAACCUAUUAUUGAGUAUGCAGAAGAGCCGUUAGUAUCUCUAACCGAAGCAUGUGCUCCGCUCAUUACUACUAUUGAUAAUUUAUCAGUCUAUGUUCAACAAGCACUAAAAGAAACGCCGAAUCCACCUCCUGAUAAACUUACAAUCGAUGAGAGUGCCGCCAUUCGCUUAUACACACUUGAAUGGGAAGGAAAACAUCACAGUCUCUAUUCAAUGCUCAAUCACACACUCAAAAAGGAGCCACGCGAGAAAUUACGACCUUAUUUCAAAUAUCUAAAACUGUUCUUAACUGCGCUAACUAAAUUAACAUGCGUUCCAUCACUAGUUAUUUGGCGAGGAGUAACUAAAGAUUUGAGCGGUCAAUUUCCACCUGGCACAUCAGUUGUCUGGUGGAGUUUUACAUCGUGUACAACUUCGUUACCCGUUCUAAAAAACAAUAUGUAUUUGGGUGAUGAUGGUAAACGGACAUUAUUCUCUGUUGAAGCUAUAAACAGUCGAGAUGUGCGAGCUCAUUCACAUUUUGUUAAUGAAGACGAAGUACUUCUUUUACCUGGUACUCAAAUGAUCGUUCAGUCUCAAUUCAGUCCAGCACCUGAUCUUUAUAUCAUUCAUUUGAAACAGAUAGAGCCAGAGGAAGUACUACUAGAACUUCCAUUUCCAGGUGCAUAUCUUUAUCCUAAAAUUGGACGUGCUUGCUACAGAAAGAAGAGAUUUAUCAUUCCAGUAUGUUUAUUGACUAUUAUAAUCAUUGUGGCAACUGUUCUUGGCGCUGUUAUAGGACAUAAAUCUCCAAAGACUAUCUGCAAUAGACCUUUUGAACAAUCCAAAAAAUAUAGUGUUGGAAGCGAUCCAUCUUAUGCGGCGUUGGGUCACUUCAGAAACGAUAAAGAAAUAGAUGUAGCAGUGACCAAUCGAGAUGUUAACACCGUUACUAUUUUAUUUGGUAACGGACAAGGAGCCUUCAAGUAUCCAUGGCUUUAUGAUGUUGGCCGUGGUCCAAUUUCUGUGUUAUCCUACGAUCUGAAUAAUGAUAAAAAGAUGGAUCUGUUAAUUGCCAACCAAUAUAACAAUACAAUCAGUGUACUACUUAGUUAUGGGAACGGAAGUUUUCAAGCCAUACAAAACUAUAACGUAGGUCGACAACCGAUGUAUGCUAUAGCCUCUGAUUUUAAUAAUGAUGACAAAUUAGAUAUAGCAGUCGUCAACUCCAAUGACAGUACCGUCAGUAUACUGCUAGCUAAUGCGAAUGGAGCUUUUCAGACUCCGACCAAUUACGCCGUUGGUCAAACUCCGAGUUCAAUUGUGUCAGCUGACUUUGAUAAUGAUCAUAAAUUUGAUCUAGCAAUAGCCAACUUCGAUGACAACACUAUUAGUUUAUUAAAAGGAAAUGGGGACGGCAGUUUUCGUACUCAAAUAAAGUAUGCCGUUCCUCCAGGUCCAUAUUCAAUCAUCUCUUCAGAUUUUAAUAGCGAUAACAAAAUGGAUCUAGCAGUAGCUAAUCAAAAGGACAACACAGUUAGUGUACUACUUGGAAACGGGAAUGGAGAUUUUCAAAUACCAACAAACUAUACUGUUGGUAAAAUGCCAUAUUCUAUUAUAUCAACCGAAUUGGAUAAUGAUAACAAACUAGAUCUAGCAGUAGUUAGUUACGCUGACAGCUCUCUCAGCGUAUUGCAUGGUAACGGCGACGGAACUUUUCAACCCCGAAAGACCUAUAUCGUUGGUAAAUACCCGUAUUGUAUAGCCGCGGGAGAUUUCAAUAAUGAUAAGAUAACAGAUGUGGCAAUCGUCCUUUACACCAAUCAGCUGGUGACUGUGCUGCUAGGUGAUGGAAAUAGAAACUUUUCCUCUCAAUUGAACUAUACCGUUGGUCGAUAUCCGGCCUCUGUAACCGUAGCUGACUUUAAUAGUGAUAACCAAUCGGAUUUAGCAGUAGUUAACUAUCGUGACGAUACCGUCAAUCUGCUAUUCGGCAAUACAAACGGAUCGUUUCAGACUCAAACAAGUUAUAAAGUUGGCAAUUAUCCAGCUUCUAUGAUUUCAAUUGAUCUCAAUGCUGAUACCAAAUUAGACCUUGUAGUAACUAAUCAACGUAAUAAUUCGGUGUGUACGAUGGUUGGAAAUGGCAAUGGCACUUUCCAAGCACCUAGAUAUUUUGGUGUUGGCGAACUGCCGCGAUCUAUUACGUCAGCUGAUUUCAAUAAUGAUACUAAGCUAGAUCUAGCAGUGACUAAUUACAAUGGAGCAUCUAUUAGUGUGCUUUUGAGCAAUGGUGAUGGCACGUUCGAGGCGGCAACGAACUAUGAAGUUGGUAGUGGUCCGUGGUCGAUAAUUUCAGCGGAUUUCAAUAAUGAUAAAAAAUUGGAUCUAGUAGUGACAAACUAUUUCGUCUUCACCAUCAGUGUACUUCUCGGGUAUGGAAAUGGAAGUUUUCAAACUUCAAGAGACUAUACUGUUGGUCGAUAUCUGGCAUCCGUUAUAGCAGUUGAUUUUAAUAGAGAUAUGAAUAUGGAUUUAGCAAUAGCCAAUCAAUGGGACAACAUGGUAAGUGUAUUGCUUGGUAAUGGAAAUGGAACUUUUCAAUUAUCACGGACAUAUGCUGUUGGUCGAUCUCCAGAUUCAAUGAUCGCCGCUGAUUUUAAUAAUGAUAAAAAGCUGGAUCUAGCAGUUAUCAACUUCGAUGAUCAAUCACUUAGUUUGUUAUUAGGCGAUAAUAAUGGAAUCUUUUCAUUUCAAAGCAUAUAUCCAACUGGUACUGGUCCAUCAGCAUUAAAAUCUGCUGAUCUGAACAAUGAUAAUAAACUAGAUUUAGUUAUAACAAAUUUUUAUGAUAGUGACUUGUCUGUUCUUUUGAAUAUUUGUGAUUAA
Molecule: messenger RNA, 3201 nt
Organism: Adineta steineri
Lineage: Eukaryota; Metazoa; Rotifera; Eurotatoria; Adinetida; Adinetidae
Source: the annotation of a GenBank genome assembly